Molecule: messenger RNA, 1053 nt
Organism: Acanthosepion pharaonis
Lineage: Eukaryota; Metazoa; Mollusca; Cephalopoda; Sepiida; Sepiidae
Source: the annotation of a GenBank genome assembly
AUGAGUAAUUUCGCCUUUCUCCCAUUCUUUACUUCUUUCUCUCAUUCUUUCUUUCUUUCUUUCUUUCUUUCUUUCUUUCUUUCUUUCUUUCUUUUGACACUUUUCUUUUUUCACCGAGUGUACUGGAGGGUACUGAAGUGUCACUUGAACUUCUUUCUUUCUUUUUUUUCAUUCUUUCUUUCUUUUCACUUUUCCGCCCACUUAACUGAAAUAUCACAAGAAAUCUCUUUUUUUUUCUUUCUUUCUUUCUUUCUUUCUUUCUUUCUUUCUUUCUUUCUUUCUUUCUUUCUUUUUCACGGUGUACUGAGUGUACUGGAGGGUACUGAAGUGUCACUUGAACUUCUUUCUUUCUCUCUUUCUUUCAUUCUUUCUUUCUUUCAUUCUUUUCUUUUUCACAUAGUGUAUCAUUUGAAUAAAUUUCUUUCUUUCUUUCUUUCUUUCUUUCUUUCUUUCUUUUCUUUUUCACAUUUCUUUCCACCUUUUUUCUUUUUUUCUUUUUCUUUCUUUUUUGUACUGAAGUUCCACCUGAACUUCUUUCUUUCUUUCUUUCUUUCUUUCUUUCUUUUGUCUCUUCACUUUUCCGCCCACUUAACUGAAAUGUCGCAAGAAAUCUCUUUCUUUCUUUCUUUCUUUCUUUUUUUCUUUCUUUUGACACUUUUCUAUUCAGUUGUACUGAAGUGUACUGAAGUGUCACUUGAACUUCUUUCUUUCUUUCUUUCUUUCUUUCUUUCUUUUUCACAGUGUACUGAGUGUACUGAAGUGUCACUUGAACUUCUUUCUUUCUUUCUUUCUUUCUUUCUUUCUUUCUUUCUUUCUUUCCCGCCAACUGAACUGAAAUAUGACAUCACGUUUUUUUGUUUGUUUCUGCUCCCUUUUCUUCUUCUUUUUCCCUCUGGUGAUAUAAAUAAUGGCUAUCUUCUAUCUCUUCUUCUUCUUCUUCUUCUUCUUCUUCUUCUUUCGUUCCAUUUCUUUUACCUCUUCUCAUUUAUCUUUUUUCCUCAAACCGUUUUCAAGAUUGUGAAAUGCUGCUUUUUUGCCGCCUUUCGCAGUUGA